CACACUGAACCUCUCAGCUGUUUCUUACUUUAACUAAUUUGUAUUUAUUUGGCCAUUUUUGUUUAUUGAAAAAAAGAAAUCACAGUUUAGACAGACUCCGUCCAAACUCCUCGUCUUCCACACCCAAAAAACUUGUUCGAAAAAAUGGCCGAGAUAAAGGAAGUGGUCGUAGUUGUAAAGUGGAGUGGAAAGGAGUACCCGGUGGACCUCACUGACCAAGACACCGUGGAGAUGCUGCGCCACGAGAUUUACCGUAAGACUCAGGUCCGGCCAGAGCGGCAAAAGCUACUUAAUCUGAAAUACAAAGGAAAGACGGCUGCUGACAAUAUAAAGAUAAGCGCCCUUGAGUUGAAACCGAACUUUAAGCUCAUGAUGGUUGGCUCUACGGAGGCGGACAUCGAAGACGCAUGCAGUCUGCCUGACGACGUUGGCGAGGUUAUAGACGACUUCGACGAUGCUGAGGAUCGCGAGGAGUCUGUAGAGAACUCGGCCGUUUACCUCGCCAAGGUUCAGCGUCGUGUUCGCGACUACAAAAUAAAGGAACUGGCUCCGCCUCGCGAGGGCAAAAAAUUACUUGUCCUGGACAUAGACUACACACUUUUCGACCACCGCUCUCCGGCCGAAACAGGCACAGAGCUUAUGCGCCCGUACCUGCACGAGUUUCUGGCAUCCGCCUACGAGGACUAUGAUAUCGUGAUCUGGUCGGCCACCAGCAUGCGCUGGAUUGAGGAGAAGAUGCGCCUGCUGGGCGUAACCAACAAUGAUAACUACAAGGUCAUGUUCUACCUCGACUCUAACGCCAUGAUCUCUGUGCAUGUACCGGAGCGUGGAGUGGUUGAUGUGAAGCCGCUGGGCGUGAUCUGGGCCCUGUACAAACAGUACGACUCGAGCAACACAAUUAUGUUUGAUGACAUUCGGCGCAACUUCCUGAUGAAUCCCAAGUCGGGUCUUAAGAUCCGACCGUUUCGGCAGGCCCAUCUCAACCGUGCCACCGACACUGAGCUGCUCAAACUUUCCGAGUACUUGCGAAAGAUCGCACUCCACUGUAAGGACUUCAACUCCCUGAAUCACCGCAAGUGGGAACACUACCACCCUAAGAAGAACGCCUGAGCCGCAUCCUCUCUAAACUCGCAAAAUCUCUGAUCCGAUCACAAUUGUUUGUAAGAUUCGCAUAAGUUUAUUAAAUUAAGAUGCAUUUUGUA
Drosophila bipectinata is the source of this 1202-nucleotide messenger RNA. The record is from RefSeq and is a predicted model, not a curated record. NCBI's taxonomy places the organism in Eukaryota, Metazoa, Arthropoda, Insecta, Diptera, Drosophilidae.